GCAGGAGAAGCAUUUCUAGUUUGGUGUUGUGUACUGAACAUUGAAUUUUGAGUGAGCCCUGUCACAAAUUUAACGUAACAAUGGCCGAUUUCGGCGAAGCUGGAAUAGGGGAUUUUGUGCUCCUAGAGGAUAUAUGCAUGGAAGAAUUUAUGAAAAAUUUGAAGAUACGAUAUAAUGCAGGCCAUAUCUACACCUACAUUGGAGAAGUAUGUGUAUCUGUAAAUCCUUACAGAACUAUGAACAUUUAUGGACAAGAUUAUAUCAACAGUUAUCAAGGUCGAGAAAUCUUUGAAAGGCCACCUCACAUAUUUGCAAUAGCAGAUGCUGCAUACAAAUCCAUGAAACGUAAUGCUGUAGACACAUGUAUAGUCAUAUCAGGUGAAAGUGGUGCUGGAAAGACUGAAGCAUCCAAAAUAAUAAUGAGAUAUGUUGCUGCUAUUACAAAUACUAGUGGCCAAAAAGAAAUUGAAAGAGUGAAGAAUAUCCUUUUGCAAUCAAAUUGUGUAUUAGAAGCGUUUGGAAAUGCAAAAACAAAUAGAAAUGAUAAUUCUAGUCGUUUCGGCAAAUACAUGGACAUCAACUUUGACUUCAAAGGUGAUCCUUAUGGUGGACACAUUAGCAAUUAUCUUUUAGAAAAAUCUCGUGUUGUUGCUCAACAAAAAGGUGAACGAAAUUUCCAUGCAUUUUAUCAACUUCUUUUUGGUACACCUGAAGCUUUAUUAUCAAAAUAUGGAGUUAAGAGAGAUGCAUCUUUAUAUAAUUACACAAAACAAGGAGGAAGUCCUAAGGUUGAUUCAAUAAAUGAUAAAACAGAUCAUAAAGCUGUUUGUAAUGCUUUAAAAGUUCUUGGAUUCCACCAACAACAAUCAGAAACUUUAUGGAGGAUACUUGCAGCAAUUUUGCAAUUAGGAAAUAUGGAAUUUGAGCAUGAAAAUGAUGCAACUUCAAUAAAAACUCCAGAAUACCUUGCUUCUGUUUCUCAAUGCUUAGGUGUGUCCGAGGAAGAGCUUGAAAAGGCUUUGUGUCAAAGGGUUAUUGCUGCCAGAGGAGAAGUCAUGGAAAAGGUCCAUACUGUAUCUGAAGCAGUGUAUGGCAGAGAUGCAUUUGCUAAGGCUAUAUAUGAGAGAUUGUUCUGCUUUAUUGUGAACCGCAUAAAUGACGCCAUAGAGGUUGGGACAAAUGGACAUGGUCUAAAAAAGAACAACACAGUUAUGGGUGUUCUAGAUAUAUAUGGAUUUGAAAUUUUUGAACUGAACAGUUUUGAACAGUUUUGCAUUAAUUACUGCAAUGAGAAACUUCAGCAGCUGUUCAUUGAAUUGGUUUUGAAACAAGAACAGGAGGAAUAUCGAAGAGAAGGAAUUCAGUGGCAAAAUAUUGAUUACUUUAACAAUGCUAUAAUAUGUACCUUGAUUGAUGAACCUCAUAAAGGAAUCUUUGCAAUUGCUGAUGAAGCUUGCCUUUCUGUUGGAAAAAUUACAGAUGAGAUGCUAAUAGAAGCCAUGGAUAACAAACUUGCUAAUCACAAACAUUAUACUAGUCGCAAACUUGCUCCAACUGAUAAGACAUUAGAACAUCGUCGUGAUUUUAGAAUAAGACAUUAUGCUGGUGAUGUGACUUACUCUAUUACUGGCUUUAUGGAGAAAAAUAUGGAUUCUUUAUAUCAAGACUUUAAAAGACUGAUGUUCUGCAGUGCUGAUCCUUUAAUAUCACAAAUGUGGCCAGAUGGUGAUAAAGAUAUUACUCAGGUUACAAAGAGACCUUUAACUGCUGGGACAUUAUUCAAAAAUUCAAUGGUAGCUCUUGUGAAGAAUCUGGGCUCAAAGGAACCUUAUUAUGUUCGGUGUAUUAAACCUAAUGAUCAAAAGUCACCAGCUUUAUUUGAUGAUACUAUGGUGGAACACCAAGUUGCUUAUCUUGGAUUAUUAGAGAAUGUUCGAGUGAGACGUGCUGGUUUUGCUUAUCGUCAAACCUAUAAUCGAUUUUUACGCAGAUACAAAAUGAUUUCAAAAUACACAUGGCCAAAUUUUAGAGGUGGAUCUGAGAAAGAUGGUUGUAGAGUUCUUAUUGAUGAGCAAAACUUUUCCGAUGAUGUACAAUAUGGUGCAACCAAGAUAUUUAUUCGAUCUCCACAAACUAUAUCACAGUUGGAAUAUCUACGCUUAGAAUUAAUACCUGGAAUUGUUGUAUUCCUACAAAAGAUGUGGCGAGGUGCUAUAGCUAGAUUAAGAUACCGAAAAAUGCUUGCCAUGUUGGCCAUUAUAAAAUUCUAUAGACAUCAAAAAUUGCGAAAAUAUAUUGAUCAAGUAAAUCAUGCUUUCAGAAACGUUAAGACAAUGAAAGAUUAUGGUAAAAAAAUAACCUGGCCCCCUGCACCGACUGCACAUAAGGAAUUUGCCAACACACUUCAUAAAAUACAUGACAGGUGGCGUGCUUAUAUGGUCCUACGUAAAAUUCCCCGAGAACAGUGGCCAGAGAUGCAUUUGAAAGUUACUGCGGCUGAAGUUCUUAGAGGACGCCGGGACAAUUGGGGCUAUCAUAGAAAAUGGGAAGGCAAUUAUCUUGCUUCGACUUCUGAAAAUGAUAAUACAGCUUCAUUUGUAUCAUCAAUGGGAAGUCUGAAGUCUAAAGAUCAUUUUCAGAAAGUUCUCUUUUCCAGUUUUAUAAAAAAGGUUAACAAGCAUAAUAAAUGUGCUGAAAGAGCUAUUGUUAUAACUGACAAAUUUAUCUACAAACUUGACAGUAAACGAUUUAAACCUCUUCGCUCUGCUAUACCAAUUACAGAUUUGACUGGCAUUAGUGUAACACCUGGUCCUGAUCAAAUGAUCAUUCUUCACUUGAGAGGAGGUAAUGAUUUAGUUACUGCCUUAACAUCCUGCCAAGAUGAAGAUAGAGUUGGGGAGCUUGUAGGCAUUAUCGUUCAUCAGUGGUUCCAAUUGCAAGGAAAGGAUUUAAGAGUUAUAGUAAAUCCACAGCUUCAGUGUAUGUUAGGGAAUAAAAGCAGAACUCUUGCUGUGGAAUCAACCAACAUUACAGUCCAUCCAGCCUUCAAAAAAGAUGGUCCGAAUCUUGUUUUGUUAUGGCCUGUGUGUAGUGCCUGAACUGUCAUAACUUCUUAUAAAAGUUGUUUUCAGAAGUAUUUGUUGUUUAUCUACCAAGAUUAUAUCAAAUUCUAUAUUUUAUAUGACAGGGUAAAUCUAAAUGGCAUUAUGAAGUUCCAAAACUAUUUUUUCAUAUGCAAAUAAUCACACUGCAUAAAAAUAUGUCUCAGUUAUAAUGAGAUAUAUCAUUGCCUUUAUGUAUGAAAAAUGUGUACUUGGCAAAAUAUAUUUUAGCUUGUUAUGGAAAUGUUGUUUAAUACACACACACACACAUAUAUAUAUAUACAUAUUCCUAAAUGGGUCCAAAUACUAUACUUUAAAAAAAAUUGUACUUUUAACUAAGUAUUUUGAAUUAAUUAAUGCAUUUAUUUGAUUGACCUGUAUGAAAUUAUUUUGAUAACAAAACUAUUUUAAGAAUUUUAUCAAUGACAUCAAAAUUUUCAUUUGUACAUUAUAAAUGUGUUUUGAUGAGAGGAGGUUGCCUGAACUUAAAAUUCAUUUUAAUUUAUAUUAAAAAAUUUAGAAAUUAACUUUUAAAUUUAUUUAAAAGUUAGAGGCGUGAAUAAUCAAAGUAUUAUAGAAACUUUAAUAUGCAGUUUUAAUCUUCAAAUUUAAAUGUAAAAAUAAUGUAUUAAUCACUGAAGCAAAAUUUGAUGCAUGAUUUUUUGUUGUUUCAUUGAAAAUAAUCUCAGAAAUUUAAAGAAAAUUUAUUUUUAUAAAUAUAAACCAUGCACUUACUUCUUUAUGGACUGUUAUUUUUAUGAAAAUUUAUUGUACUUAAAUGCAUUUGUUUUUCUAAUCUACAUUGAUCUGUGAAUAAUGUAUGAUCAAAUUUCAACGUUAUCCUCAGGUACUUACAUCUAAUUCUGUAAAAACAUUGAUAAAAUGCAACUUCUUGUAUUUUCCUUCUUGUAUAUCAAGAUCUUUUAAUUGAUUUUCUUCCACUCAAUACUACUUCAAUUGAACAUGGUAUAAAGAAAAUAUUUUUUGAUGUUUUUUCAUUAUCUAAUGCUGAGGAACAGAUUUUAUAACAUAGGUUUACUUUUAAUUAUUGCUAAAUAUGAUUAUUUUUUUAUUAUUAUGUAUCAGCUUUUAUACAUUUUCUUUCUUAUUUUAUAUUCGGUGUUUAAUGCCUGCUUUUCUUUGAAAUAUGUGACCAAGGUAAUAUUUUUCUAACUGAAGGAUUUUUCAUUGCUGUAAAAAAGAAAUAUUUAACAGUAUACCAAUUUUUAAAAAUAGUUUUGUUUUUUUAGUUUGAAUCCACUGUAAUAGACUGAAUUAAAAUCGCUUUUUCCUAUUAUUUUUUUAAUCUUAUAAAUAUAUUUAUUUAUCAACCAAUUUAGCAGUAUAUUUGUUGCUAAGGAUUUGCCUCCUAUAUUGUUUAUUUUUCAUAUUGGUUCUUGAAUAAGUAAAUAUACUUCAAGUAUCUGUGAUAAAUUCCUGGUAUUUCAUGCAAAACUGUAUUAUAAAGCUUGCUCAUUUAAUAUUUUAAGACUGAGUUGAAAGAAUUAAAGCUUUAAUUUUUAUUGAAAAUGUCAAACUACAUAUAUAUAUAUAUAUCUCUUAAUUUAUAUUAGUUUUCUGAAGUAUUAAAUUUGAUAAGUAAAAUGAAGUUUUAAAAUCGUAUGUAGAUUGUGUUUGUUGGAUGGAGUUUUGCACUUUUUGUGAUAUUAUGUAGAAUCCCCUCCCCAUGUUUUAUGAAUUGGAAUUUAAAAAUUGCAAGAGCUAGUCAUUUUAUAUUAUUGAGACUGAAAAAUUUGUUCUCUGCGUGAUAAUUUUGUACUUAUAUCUUUAGAUUUUUUCUUUCAUUAAAAUAGUUUUUCAUCUAUUAUGAUUUACACAGAGUAUACUAAAAUGACGUGCUUGCUACUUAAGAUUUGAAAAGUUGACACAGUUUGUGUGCAUAUUAAUAAUUUUAUUGCAAGAUACUGAUAUAGUUCAUUUUGCUGAUUAAAAACAAUUGAGGAAUUCUGAACAAUUAGUGUUAAAAUAAAAAUGGUAAACUAUUAAUUUCUAACAGACUUUUUUAAUAUCAUAAGCAUUUAGAUUUUUUUGCAAAUAUUGAUUUCUUCAUGUUUUUGCUAUUUAUUUCAGCAUAGUGAGUAUUUUUUAAAAAAAAUCACAAAAAUGCCAUUAUAUGUUUACUAACUGCAUCAUAAGCUCAUUUCGUUGGCCAUAGCAUCAUAAUGCACUGUAUAUAUUGAAAUUAUUCAGAUGUUUUAGUAUUUAGUUUUUACUGUUUUGUUGCUUAUUUAUGAGUGCCAGAAAUUUUAGAAUAAAUGUAUUUCAUGAAA
Molecule: messenger RNA, 5392 nt
Organism: Argiope bruennichi
Lineage: Eukaryota; Metazoa; Arthropoda; Arachnida; Araneae; Araneidae
Gene: Myo31DF
Product: unconventional myosin-Id-like
Exons: 22
Coding region: 81-3098 (1005 amino acids)
Biological process (GO): vesicle transport along actin filament; actin filament organization
Cellular component (GO): vesicle; microvillus; cytoplasm
Molecular function (GO): microfilament motor activity; ATP binding; actin filament binding
Source: RefSeq, a predicted model, not a curated record